This is a messenger RNA of Candidula unifasciata, 405 nucleotides long. The record is from the annotation of a GenBank genome assembly. NCBI's taxonomy places the organism in Eukaryota, Metazoa, Mollusca, Gastropoda, Stylommatophora, Geomitridae.
AAUUCCAGAGCAGGCAGCCGGAGCGGCUCGCUGCGAGACUGGCCUCAGCCGCGCACUCUACUGAUUCCCCGUGCCGAGUACGGAUUUGGCUUCACGCUGCGGCAUUUUAUUCUGUACCCUCCUCCUUGUAUUCUGGACGCCUCUAAGGAUGAAGAUGAGUUUUCAUCUAAAGAUUAUAUAUCAAGAGAGGAAAACAUACAGCCCCAAGAAACAAUCUUUGUGAAGAGUGUUUCAGAGGGAAGCCCCGCCUUUUAUGCAGGUCUGAACAUAGGAGAUAGAAUUGUUGCUGUUAAUGGUGACACUGUCUCCAACAAGUCUUAUCAGGAUAUCAUUGCAGCCAUAAAACAGAGUGAUGACUUCCUUCGACUUCUUGUAGUUUCUAAAGAUGAGGAUAUUUUACAGAUG